UCCCGCCUCGAGCACCUCGCCAAGAUCGAGGCCCAGGCUCGCGCUGCCGACCAGGCUGACCUUGUUGGCAACCUUUACAACCGCGUCAUCAAGGCCACCCAGGACCCGAAGUUCCGCGAGGCCGCCCUCAAGAAGAGCCUUGCCGACCUCGAGGCCCUCCAGGUCUAA
Molecule: messenger RNA, 168 nt
Organism: Fonticula alba
Lineage: Eukaryota; Rotosphaerida; Fonticulaceae
Exons: 1
Biological process (GO): proton motive force-driven ATP synthesis
Molecular function (GO): proton transmembrane transporter activity
Source: RefSeq, a predicted model, not a curated record